Molecule: messenger RNA, 1272 nt
Organism: Mercurialis annua (annual mercury)
Lineage: Eukaryota; Viridiplantae; Streptophyta; Magnoliopsida; Malpighiales; Euphorbiaceae
Product: calcium uniporter protein 4, mitochondrial
Exons: 2
Coding region: 56-1102 (348 amino acids)
Biological process (GO): mitochondrial calcium ion homeostasis; calcium import into the mitochondrion
Cellular component (GO): uniplex complex; mitochondrial inner membrane
Molecular function (GO): calcium channel activity; uniporter activity
Source: RefSeq, a predicted model, not a curated record
UCAAACCGCAUUAUUUUUAUACUCUCUGCAUUUCAGGCUUCUGUUUCUCCGAUCAAUGGCGCUUCGUAAAUUACUCUCGAAGCGUUUCUAUGACGGUUGCAGAGAGAUUCCGAAGUCUUCAUCUCUGGAACACUCACCACUCUCCACCCUACCAGCUGCCUCUAUCCGGUCAACAGCUAUACUACCACCGCCAAAUGCAGCCAAACCAAACUUUACCUCGCCGGAAUCCUCCUUGAAAGGAAUUUUCCGAAGAUUCCUUCACCGGAGAGCCAUUAACGAGAUGCCGGAGUUUCUCUCCCUUCCAGUCGGUGAGAAGCUGAGAGAGAAGCUUAAAGGCAUCAACCUUACGGAAGAACGGCUGCGUUUGGGCGAGGUCAGUCCUCCAUAUAUUCCGGUUAAUAAAAAAUCUUUUGGAAUUUCGGUUGAGGAUGCUAGAAAACUGCUGAGGAUUUCUCAGUUGGAGAAAUUAAAAGCGAGGCUUACAGAGAUACCAAAUAGCUCCAUUUUGUACCCUCAGUUUCUUCAAAUUUGUGUUAAAGAGUGUGGAAAUGAGGAUCAAGGUACUGAGUUUGCUAAAAUGUUGGAUCAGUGUGGAAACGUCAUCGUCUUAGGCAAUAUCGUUUUCCUCCGCCCCGACCAGGUGGCUAAAUCAAUAGAGAAUAUAAUCCCUCAAUCAAUUGCAACACCUAAUGAUCCGAGAAGAAAACAGCUGGAGCAUAUGGACAUGCAAAAGGCCUUCAUAGACCAACAAGCUAAAGCCCAAGUCAAAAAGGAGCUCUAUUAUGGGCUUGGGCUUAUGAUGGCCCAGACACUUGGAUUCAUGAGGCUAACUUUUUGGGAGCUCAGUUGGGACGUGAUGGAGCCCAUAUGUUUCUUUGUCACGUCAAUUCAUUUUGCACUUGCUUAUGUGUUUUUUCUUAGGACAUCGGUUGAGCCUUCUUUUGAAGGUUAUUUCCAGCGAAGGUUCAAGUCUAAGCAGAAGAAACUGAUGCAGAUUCACAAUUUUGAUGUGGAAAAAUAUAAUCAGCUUCGCAAAGCAUUUUAUCCAAGCUUUAGUGAUAAUUUUCCUUGCCCUCAAGUUCCAAAUUUUUGUGCUCAUUAAUUCAUAGUUGAACUUUAAAGAAUGGGCCUAUAAGUAGUGAAUAGUGAUGUGAUGUACAUAUGUUUGGACUCAUUAAGUGGACUUGGGCCUUGGUUUCAGGAGUUUUAGACUGGACCUUGAUCCAAGUCGUUUAUGAAUGUUACUGCUCCCAUCUGUCGGGUUAUUGUGUA